This is a messenger RNA of Ceratina calcarata, 1148 nucleotides long. RefSeq names its product heat shock factor protein 5. Lineage: Eukaryota; Metazoa; Arthropoda; Insecta; Hymenoptera; Apidae. Bases 208 to 939 code for a protein of 243 amino acids. The transcript is spliced from 3 exons. Gene Ontology annotation, biological process: regulation of DNA-templated transcription. The record is from RefSeq and is a predicted model, not a curated record. Gene Ontology annotation, molecular function: DNA-binding transcription factor activity; sequence-specific DNA binding.
CUGUACGACGUACAGUGUACAGCGGUUCCGUGCGCGAUUCCCGUGGGGGAAACAUUGUUGCUGUGAUACGACGAUAGUCUUUUAUUCAGAGACGCGAAAUGAAACGCGAGCGUAUUCCAAGAAGACAGGGCGAAAACUGGCAGUGCACGUUUACCAGUUUGACACGACGGCGACGACAACGUUCGAAUCGCCUCCAACGGAUCUACGAUGUUUGACGAUUGCAUAUUCUUGUCGUUGCGGUUCCCGCAGAAACUGUGGCGAAUCGUGAACGAGUGCAAGAGCGGCGCUAUACGCUGGAGCCUGCACGGCAACACGAUUCUCCUCGACUACAAGAAGUUUCAGGAACAAUAUCUUCACGCGGGCAAUUCCAUCUUCAAAACGAAGAACAUUACCAGCUUUAUACGGCAACUGAACCUUUACGGUUUCCGGAAGGUGACGUCGCACAACCGGGAUCCGAUCUGCAACUCGCACAACCCGGACGUGCAUGAGUUCUUACACGAGAACUUUCGCACUGGCCGACCGGACCUCUUGUCGAGGGUAUACCGAAAGACAUCUGUCGCCGCCGCCGCCGCCGGGAAACUCAAACAUUGUCAACGCAUACAGAAAACCAGAAUCACGGAACAGAGUUUCGAAAACAAGAAGGAUCACCGCGUGUCGCGCCUGCACACGUGCCGGUUGGCGUUAACAAAAGCUUUAGAACAGAUAUCACGAGAGUAUCAACGAACGAAUCAACGUAGAAUAAGGAACGGAAAUUCCUUAAAUUGUCCCGAGAAAGUAUUUAGUCUGGGUUUAUACACCCCGCAGAACCAUGAACCUCCUAUAGAUUGGAUCGCGAAAUAUCCGGUGCCGAUUGCUUCUAAAAAGGAGAACUCGUCCGAAGUUGCACCUAGUUGCAAUGUUUAUCAUCUAAACUGGAAUAUUCCGAAGAAUAUCAAUUAAAUCUACUUGAGAAUAUGUAUUCGGAACAUUACUCGUCAGUAACAUUAACUACACUUACGCGUCCUUCGAAUAAUAACAAUAAUAAUGGUAAUGAUGUUGAUAAUAAUAAUAGUAAUAGUAGUAGUAAUAGUGGUAAUAUAGAAUGAUGCACGUAUGUCGUUUAUAUCGAAUGUACAAUGUCUUUGUCAUUAAAAGUUUAUUUAUCGAUA